AGUUGUCAUUUUUCUGCCUGUGUUUGGGUUAGGGAUUGUUUGUGGGAUUAAUCACUAAAUUUCCGAUUUCUCUUUUUUGGGGAGAGAUUCUCCUGUGGGGAAUGCGGAAAGAUGAUAGGUGCUUUGCUGACAAAGAGUGAACUGUGUGGCCGUGCCAAACGGUGGAUCGGCGGCAGAAAUUGCCACCGGAAACACGUCGAGGACGGGUGAUCCUUUCUCAAUCAAGAAAACCGCACAAUCUCGCUCGUUUUUAAUUUUUUUCUUUCUCAGAUUUUUUUUUCCGUUACUCGCACCUCCACAUCUCAUUUUCUCGUUUGUAUAUACUAGAAUAAAAUCUCAUCUCUGUAGCGAUUCUCUCUGUGGAGAUGGCAGAAAGGAGCAGAGAUGGUCACCCGACUGUGCUCCAUGGGAGAUACGAGCUCGGCCGGAUGCUCGGACAUGGCACCUUCGCUAAGGUAUACCACGCUCGGAAUUUGCAGACGGGAAAGAGCGUGGCGAUGAAGGUGGUCGGCAAAGACAAGGUCAUAAAGGUCGGUAUGAUGGAGCAAAUCAAGAGGGAAAUCUCUGUUAUGAAGAUGGUGGAGCAUCCGAAUAUCGUCGAGCUUCACGAGGUCAUGGCGAGUAAAUCUAAGAUCUAUUUCUCCAUGGAACUUGUUCGAGGCGGUGAGUUGUUUGCUAAGAUUGCUAAGGGUCGGUUGAGGGAGGACGUUGCUAGAGUUUACUUCCAGCAGUUGAUAUCAGCCAUCGGUUUUUGUCAUAGUCGCGGUGUUUACCACCGUGAUUUGAAGCCGGAAAAUCUUCUUCUCGAUGAAGAUGGCAACUUGAAGGUUACUGAUUUCGGGCUCAGUGCUUUCACUGAUCACUUGAAGCAAGAUGGUUUGUUACACACUACCUGCGGCACACCAGCGUAUGUUGCACCGGAGGUUAUCGGGAAGAAAGGGUACGACGGAGCUAAAGCAGAUCUCUGGUCCUGUGGUGUUAUUCUAUAUGUUCUUCUCGCUGGAUUCUUGCCAUUUCAGGAUGAUAAUAUCGUUGCUAUGUAUAGAAAAAUCUACAGAGGUGACUUCAAAUGUCCACCGUGGUUCUCCCCUGAAGCUCGCAGACUAAUCACAAAGCUUCUCGAUCCAAAUCCAAGCAGUCGAAUUACAAUAAGCAAGAUAAUGGAUUCCUCGUGGUUCAAAAAAUCAGUACCCAAAACAGUAAGAACUAAAGAGGAAAUGGAAUUUGAUGCCUUCAACGGAGAAGAAGAUGGCAACAACGGAGGCAAAUCAAAGCAACCGGAAACGCUUAAUGCAUUUCACAUAAUAUCUUUAUCAGAAGGGUUUGAUUUAUCGCCACUCUUCGAAGAGAAGAAGAGGGACGAGGAGGAGGAGCUGAGGUUCGCCACAACAAGGCCGGCGAGCAGCGUGAUUUCAAGACUAGAGGAGGUGGCCAAGGCAGGGAAAUUCAGCGUGAAGAAGAGCGAAACAAAAGUGAGGAUGCAAGGACAGGAGAGUGGAAGGAAAGGGAAAUUGGGCAUAGCAGCAGAGAUAUUCGCAGUAACGCCGUCGUUUUUGGUGGUGGAGGUAAAGAAGGAUAACGGUGACACACUAGAGUAUAAACAAUUCUGUAGCAAAGAGCUGAGACCGGCACUCAAGGACCUAGUGUGGACGUCUCCCGCCGGCACUUCUACGAUUGCCUGAGAUGAGAAGUGAGAUAUGGAGGUGGGAGGGAAAUUGAAGAUGGUUAUGUGAUUGGAUUUGGAUGUUGUUGGUAAUUGUUAUUCUUGAUCUUGUUCUUGUUUUUGUUAUUAAUGUGAUUGUCGUUUGAGAUUUA
Molecule: messenger RNA, 1815 nt
Organism: Manihot esculenta (cassava)
Lineage: Eukaryota; Viridiplantae; Streptophyta; Magnoliopsida; Malpighiales; Euphorbiaceae
Product: CBL-interacting serine/threonine-protein kinase 6
Exons: 1
Coding region: 366-1682 (438 amino acids)
Biological process (GO): signal transduction; protein phosphorylation
Molecular function (GO): protein kinase activity; ATP binding
Source: RefSeq, a predicted model, not a curated record